Kluyveromyces lactis is the source of this 2259-nucleotide messenger RNA. RefSeq names its product TerD family protein. The transcript has a single exon. Lineage: Eukaryota; Fungi; Ascomycota; Saccharomycetes; Saccharomycetales; Saccharomycetaceae. The record is from RefSeq and is a predicted model, not a curated record. The coding region runs from base 1 to 2259 and encodes 752 amino acids.
AUGAGUAUAGCCAUAUCGAGAAAGCUGCUAUCUAACAGAAAGGCCUUGUAUGGUGAGAAAGAAUUGUGCAGCUCUGAUCCAAUCGAAAGCAUUGAUGACAUACUAUUCACCUUUGUUGCUGAGUUAAAUAAGUUGGGUUAUCAAUUUUCAGAAAAUGCGCAGGACUAUUUGAGAACACUGUCUGUCAAUGAACUAACAGAAUUCAGGUCCAUGGCGAAGACUGUUCUGGAGGAAGCUUUAGGUGCAGACGUAAAAUAUGUACCGUUGUUUCGCAAAUUCCCUGAGUCUAUUCCUGACAGAAGUCUGUUGGUAGAGGCAGUCUACGAAAGUUUAGGAGAUCUGACUCAUUUGCUGUUCUUCAACUUUUAUGGAUAUUGGUCAUCGUCCGAGUAUAAUGGAUCAUGGUUUGGUAGACAGUAUCCCGAUUUAGAGUUACAGGAGGCCAUUAAGCGUCCUGAAUUAAUCACUGGCAAAGAAUUGACGACAUUGGAUAUAGUCGGCCGAGGAGUGGUCUUAGAACUUUUCGAAAACCUCGCUAAUUCGAAGACUUCAACUUCUGCCUCUGACAAAGAAUUCAUCAACUCAGUGAUAGCCACUGGGAACGAUUGGAAAUCUUCUUUACCAGAAGUUAUUCCUAGCAAAGAAAACCUUGUGCACAUCAUUGGUUGCGCUGCUACAAAAUCUGGUCCAUUUGAUGAGGAAUUACAGAAAUUGUUUUCCACUCAUAUCAAGACUGCUACAGAUGUUUUACGUCUUGCAGCUUCGUUCUCUGGAUCAGAUGUGGCUUUGACUAAGCACACGCGCUUCAAAAUAUCAAAUUCUCAAAGAAAGUUCUUACUGUUCGCGUUAAACAAAUUGGAUCGUGAAACGGCAAUGGAGGAUAUACUGAGAUUUUUGGGCCUCUGGCUUGUAUUAGCUAAAUAUUUACAUGUCAAUGCUUACGCUAGCAGAUAUCCAAACGCAGCCAAAAUGAUCCAAACAAUUAGAGGAAACCAAAAAUCGAUAAAAACCUUCAAUAGAACAAUUGAAACAGCCUUAAGAGCAAGAAAGGACCUUAAAAAUGAAGGCAACAUGGAAAGCAGUUUAGAAUCAAUUAUACAUAUUUUGAAAGCAAGGCCUGGUGACUUUGCUCGUCGGUUAGAUCACCUUCUGCGUUCAUAUCCAUCUACAGAGCAUGCUCAAAUUGUAAUUAGCUUUUUGGAUGUUGCAUCGUCUGUAUCGACACCGCUACUUCUGAAUCUUUCCACUCAUUUUCAAUAUCGUCAUGAAAUAUCACCCAUACGUGUUUUCUUGCCAAAAGGCUCUGCAACCAACGCCAUUAUAGAAGAUGAAGACGAGCGCCAGACUUAUUCCUCAGAACUCUGUUCAAAUUUGUAUAAGGGCAUCGACUCUGUACUGAUAGAACGAUUCAGUAAAUUAGAGCCUUUAGGCAAUAUCUUUAUUGAUCCAAUAUUAGAGGAUUACAUACCACCAAUAGGAUUGCGGGACGCAUCAGAGGCUUUGCAUACUUUUGGCAGAGGGUCCAAGAUGCGAUUUGAUAAGAACUCCAAGGUAAUUCGGUUGUUCUUAUACUGGGAGAAUAUAAAGGAAACACAAGGCGCAGCACACGAAGGAAGGGUAGAUGUUGACUUAUCAUGUUUGCAGUUAUCAGAUAACUUCGAAAACAAAGGAGAAAUUGCGUAUUACAAUUUGGCUAAUGGCGCCGUCACACACUCUGGAGAUUUCACUGAUGCGACGAAUGGUGCCGCUGAAUUUAUAGACGUUAAGUUAGAUGAUAUCAAGGAAGCAUUCCCAGAAACACGCUAUAUUGCUGUGACAGUUAAUUCCUAUACUGGUCAAAAAUUUAACACUUUCACAGCUAAAGCUGGUUUCAUGAUUAGGGACAAUAUUAGUGGAGAACAUUUCGAGCCAAAAACUGUCGAGCAGAAGUUUGAUCUUCUAUCAGCUUCGAGAUUUAAUAUUCCAAUGGUGCUGGAUCUAUACGAAAACACAAUUAUUUGGCUUGACCUCGCCAUUUCUCAGAACAAGAUUUACAACGUCAACCUCCAUGAAAAGACACCACUUGUUGGAUCACUAGCCAAGUAUGCUCUGAACAUUUAUAGAGAAAAAUGCAACCUUUUAAAAUUAAUGCAACUUCAUGGCGAAGCCAGAGCCCAGACUGUAUCUGCACAGCACGAUCCAGAAAAAGAUUAUGACCAUUGUUUCGAUGAGAAUUUUGCAUCAAAGACCGAUGAGAUAGUGGGGAAUUUUCUAAUUUAG